AAAAUAUGGUAAAUUUUCAUUUUUUAAAAAUGAAGUUUACUAUUUUUACAGAAGAUUUGGUGCCUUGGUGGGUUGACCCGGAUCCGAAAUCUGCUUAUAGCUCUAUCAGUUGUCAUGACGCACAGGUACAAAUGCUCCUGGCGCAUCUUACUGCUCGUUAAAACAGCCUUUAUUCUUCUUCAGCUCCCGCACCACUUCCCCAUUGCCUUGGCUCUCAACCCAAAACUUCACCGGCGGCAAACUCUAGCUCACCUGCACCGACUCCGGCCGCGUUCUUCAUCGAGUUGCAUUUCACGUGCCGCGACGGUCGUAAAUACUAAUUGUAUCUAAGCUUUUACUUACCAUCCCAUGGCCUAAAACCAACUGAUUUAGCGGUUCGUCAAAUUGAACCGGUUUGGCCUCUAAAUUCCCCAAAUCUAAAACCCUACUGAACUCAAAUACAUACUUUGUUUGCUUCCAAUCUCAACUAUGCUUUCUCGUCUCCUCCCUAAACCCUCCCAUUUUCGUCUAUUUUACAAUCUUUCUUCAAAAUCCCAUUUCUAUCCCUCCUCACCUCAGUCCUCCAAUUUGAAUCUCCUCCUCAGAUCAUUUUCCACAAAUAAUAGUAACAACAAUAAUAAUAACAGCAGCAAAGGCCAAUCGACCCCUAACAUAUGGAAACUUUCUCCAGAAAGUGAUGAGAAAUUCGACUCAUUUUUCACCGAAAAUUCCACCAAUGGCCCUGCUGGAAUUACUGAUUCUCCGCCUGCUGAGGAAGAUUCAUGGUUGAAGGAGAAUGACGGCGAUGAUGACAGAGAUAUAUUUGAGGCAGAUGAUAAGGAGUCAGGGGAGAGGAAUGGCGGUGAUGGUAACAAUGAGUGGCUAACAUCGGAGGGGUACGAGGUGUGGAAUUUAGAUGAGAAGGAAGAGGAGAAAGAUAAUGUGUUCGAUAUUGGAGAGGUUGCAUCGCAUGCUAGUGAAACUGGGAGUGAGACUGUUGUGCAUGUGAAGAGUGAGGAUAGCGAAGACCAGAAAAUGCUCGAGGAAGAGGAGAAGGAGCUCACUGCCAUUCUUAAAGGUCCAAAUCGUGCGUUUGGUGACCUAAUCGCAGCAUCCGGAAUCACAGAUGCUAUGCUGGACAGUCUGAUUGCCCUGAAGGAUUUUGAAGGGGUUGAGGGUUUGCCUCCUCUAAGUGAAAUUGAGGACAUGCGUUAUGCAUCGAGCACCAGAAAAUCUACUAGGGCAGAAAUAGAGCGUCAGAAGCAGGAGGAAGUAGCAAAAGCUAGAGUAAGACAAGUAGAUGACAAAGGUAGAGCUUAUGGAACAGGAAGAAGGAAGUGUAGCGUGGCUCGUGUUUGGGUUCAGCCAGGCACUGGAAAAUUCUCAGUUAAUGAUAAAGAAUUUGAUGUCUAUUUUCCAAUGCUUGAUCACCGUGCUGCCCUGUUGCGACCCUUUUCUGAGACAAAGACUUUGGGUCUCUGGGAUGUCAAUUGUACGGUUAAAGGAGGUGGUGUUUCAGGUCAAGUUGGAGCUAUCCAGCUGGGGAUCAGCAGGGCCUUACAAAGUUGGGAACCAGAUUUACGUCCUCCCCUAAGAAAUGCUGGUUUCUUGACGAGGGAUCCACGUGUGGUUGAAAGGAAAAAACCAGGAAAGGCGAAAGCAAGAAAGAGCUUUCAAUGGGUCAAACGUUGAUCGAUUAUCAGAAGAUUGCUGUUAUAGACAACCAUUUUUGUAUCAAAAUCUGAUAUUCACAUUACUACUCAGUAUCUUGGAGAUUUGUUAGCUUGCCUCAAAUUUCUUUUGUAACGUAGCUCGUACCCCAUAUUUACACCAUGAUUUUUGGAAGAGCCUGUUAAAGUUUUUUGUUAUUUACCCCAAUUCUCUAUUUCCCCUUGCUUUUUCAACACGUUAACCUGUCUUGGGCAAUAAAAGGAGGAUUAAGGUUUUAUUUAA
Messenger RNA from Jatropha curcas, 1932 nucleotides. RefSeq names its product small ribosomal subunit protein uS9m. Gene Ontology annotation, molecular function: structural constituent of ribosome; RNA binding. Gene Ontology annotation, biological process: translation. The record is from RefSeq and is a predicted model, not a curated record. Gene Ontology annotation, cellular component: cytosolic small ribosomal subunit; ribosome. NCBI's taxonomy places the organism in Eukaryota, Viridiplantae, Streptophyta, Magnoliopsida, Malpighiales, Euphorbiaceae.